Molecule: messenger RNA, 1314 nt
Organism: Brugia malayi
Lineage: Eukaryota; Metazoa; Nematoda; Chromadorea; Rhabditida; Onchocercidae
Product: Zinc finger, C2H2 type family protein
Exons: 4
Coding region: 1-1314 (437 amino acids)
Biological process (GO): regulation of transcription by RNA polymerase II
Molecular function (GO): DNA-binding transcription factor activity, RNA polymerase II-specific; RNA polymerase II cis-regulatory region sequence-specific DNA binding
Source: RefSeq, a predicted model, not a curated record
AUGACACAAAUCAUCUGGUUGAGCUUUCUGCUUUGUACUGUUUUGGCUGAGAAUGAAACUAUCUCUUUACUAAAUCUCGACAUCGAUGACAUUACAUGGGAUGACUGUAGCAAUGGGUACUUCUCAACUAGUUUCAACAUCCUUGAUAAUAGCAAUUUGGAGUCGAUUCUAGGUUCAAGCAUUGAUGCUCAUAAAAGAGAACCAGAAAAUACUGGUAGAGAAUUACCAGGAACAUCUGCUAGGAAUUUGGAGAUUAGCAUUUCAUCUGAUUUUUCGCACUUCGAUUUCACUGAUUUGUGGAAAAGUGAGCAUAGAAGCAAUGAGGAUUCGAAAAUCGAAACCGUUCCAAUCACAACAGGAAAUUCUCAGUUGCAAGAAUUGCCGAGAACAGAUGGUGAGAAUAUGCAUAGUAGCAUUUCGGCAAACACUGAGAAGUCCGAAAUAAAAACUGAUCUCGUUACUGCAAAAAACAUGGAGUUAUUUGUUUUGCAAAAUCCUACCAUUACAGAUAAGAAAAAUUAUGAGUGUCCCCAUGUCGGAUGUACUAUGAAAACAAAAAGUCGCAAUGAAUACAUAGCUCACAGGAGAACGCAUCCCAAACCUUUUAUUUAUGAAUGCAAAGUGCCCGGUUGUGGACAAACAUUCACUCAUCAGUCAACACUCGUCAAUCACCAGAAAACACACGGGCCUAAACUUAAGUGCGAAAAUUGUGGCAAAAACUUCAACUCGAAGUAUAGACUAAACGCUCACGGGAAACGCUGUGCGAAUGUUCCAUAUGAUAAAAAUUAUGAAUGUCACCAUGUCGGGUGUACUAUGAAAACGAAGAGCCACAAUGAAUACAUUGAUCACAAGAAAACACAUCCCGAACCUUUUAUUUAUGAAUGCAAAGUGUCCGGUUGUGGGCGAACAUUCAAUCACCCAUCAACAUUCUACAGUCAUGACAAAACACAUGGGACUAAACUUCAGUGCGGGAACUGUGGCAAAAUUUUCAACUCUAAAAAUAAUUUGAGGUCUCACAAGAAGCGUUGUACGAAAGCUCUACAUGAUAAAAAUUAUGAAUGUCACCAUGUCGGGUGUACGAUGAAAACGAAGAGUUACAGUAAAUAUAUAGCUCACAGGAAAACGCACCCCAAACCUUUUGUUUAUGAGUGCAAAGUGUUCGGUUGUGGAGGAACAUUCAAUAAUCCAUCAACAUUCUACAGUCAUCAGGAAACACACGGGCCUAAACUUCAGUGCGGAAACUGUGGCAAAAUUUUCAACUCUAAAAAUAAUUUGAGGUCUCACAAGAAGCAUUGUACGAAAGCUCCACGUUAG